AUGUUUUCUUUCAAUUUAAAGCAACAACGCUUUGAUGAUGCUGAUGAUGGAGCCUCUGAUGGCAAGAUUGGUUUUGACACAGAAUGGCGCCAUGAUGAGCCGAAAGUGUUAAGAAAUGGCAACAAAUUCAAGAUGAGUCAGGAUGGUCAGUUUUCAUACAAGUCUGGUUCUAUGUACAAUGAUCUACGCCUAACAAGAGAACUCAGCGAUGCAGUCAUUGUCGUUGAAAAAACUGAAUUUCACAUCCAUAAGAUCAUCCUUUACAACUGCAGCCCGUACUUUGGAGCCCUCUUUCUGCGUUGGUCCACACCAGAACAGACGGUCUACGCCAUACAUGGUCUUACUCCUUGCUUAAUGCAGCUCUUUAUUGAUUUUGCAUACACCGGCUCUGUGUCGGUAACAGAGGCCAAUGUACAGGACUUGUUAGUAGCAGCUGAUAGGUUCAAUGUGACAGGCAUUGUUGAAACCUGCUGCGCAUUUCUAACAGAGCAGCUCUGCCCAGAGAACUGCAUCGGCAUCUGGCAGUUCACGAAAAACUGUUACACCCCGGAGUUGCAGCUCAAGGCUUUUGACUAUAUGCUCUAUUGCUUUGAGGAAGUCGCCAACUCUGAAGAGUUGUGGCAACUCUCGAUGCAGGACUUGUGUGACAUCCUCGACAGAGAUGAUCUGAUAGUGAAAAAGGAGAACACCGUUUAUGAUGCCAUCCUACAGUGGAUUGGACACGCUCCAGAAGAGCGUAGCGGAAACAUUGAGGCGCUACUGGAGAAAGUGCGUUUAUCUCUGACCAGCCAGGAGUUCAUCACCAUCAACGUGUUGACCAAUCAUCUGGUGCAGAACAGCAACAAAUGCCUGGACAUGGUUACAUUUGCUACACGCGUGAUAAAUCACAUGACAACAAACUGUGUGUCCGGAUACUGCAACAUGGUCGCCCGUCCUCGUCUUCCCUCUACCAUCCUGAUGGCGAUUGGCGGCAGGAAUGGACGAAAUCCAGCACACCGCAUCGAGGCGUACGACGUUCAUGCCAAUUGUUGGGGCUACCUGGUUGACAGCAUGGAUCAACCCCGUUCUUACUGCGGUGCUGCCUUUCUCAACGACGCCAUCUACUGUCUGGGUGGUUUUGAUGGAGCAGAGCAUUACAACACGGUUAGUCGCUUUGAUCUGAACAAACGCACCUGGCAGGAAGUGGCGCCCAUGCACUAUCGUCGCUGCUACUUGAGCGUAACUGUGCUAAACGGAUGCAUCUAUGCAAUUGGUGGCCAUGAUGGACGAGUAAGACUAAAGACUGCAGAAUACUACACACCUGAGACCAACCAGUGGACUCUCAUUGCCAGUAUGAACGAACUGAGGAGCGACGCCAGCUGCACAUCCCUUAACAACAAGAUUUACAUUUGUGGUGGUUUUAAUGGAAAUGAGUUCUUGCAAACAGCAGAGUAUUACAGCCCAGAGACCAACGAGUGGACCAUGAUAACCCCAAUGAGCAGCCGUCGAAGUGGCAUUGGAGUCAUUGGCUUUGCUGACCAUGUUUAUGCGGUUGGAGGCUAUGAUGGUGACAUUCGUUUGGCCAGCGCUGAGGCUUAUAACCCCCAGACUAACAACUGGAUCAUUUUACCCCCCAUGGAGUGUCCGCGAAGCAACUUUGGCAUCGAAGUCGUUGAGGAUCGCCUCAUUGUUGCUGGAGGUUACAAUGGCGUCUCCCCAACAAAGCUUGUAGAGUAUUACGACCUGACCACUGGUCUAUGGUCUCCAGCCAGUGACAUGGGGAUCUCUAGAAGUGGUUUGACUUGCUGUGUGAUGUCUGGACUUCACAACAUAACCCAAUAUGCUAUGCUUCGAAAUGAUCUACCGUUGUUACUCUUGGAAGAUGGUAUGCAGGAUACGGAGGAUCGAUCCAACCACACUGAAAACUCUGAAAUAAACUGA
This is a messenger RNA of Doryrhamphus excisus (bluestripe pipefish), 1920 nucleotides long. Its product is annotated as kelch-like protein 10. Lineage: Eukaryota; Metazoa; Chordata; Actinopteri; Syngnathiformes; Syngnathidae. Gene Ontology annotation, molecular function: protein binding. The record is from RefSeq and is a predicted model, not a curated record.